AUCUGGAACUGGUUGACCACCCAACUAAAAAAAGGUGCCAGCGCGCGAAUGGUCAACAAGAAACCAACCCCAACCAACCCCAACCACAACAUAACAAUACAUACACCGGCACACAACCUCACCAAGUGGACAAACAAGAUGGCAUCCCCUCACCACCUCAUCUCGACAACACCUACGAGCGAAAUAGGAAACUAUCAGGAGACCGACUUGAGGCAUCGGCUGGAGGAUACCUUCACCUCAAUCGGACCAGGCGGAAUGCUGGAGCUCUUGGAGAAUGAGAAGAUAUUAUAUCAGGCCUCACCCCAAUCUAUCCUCCCACUCGAUCAACCAGCAACUACAACGACAGCGACAUCACAGCAUCAACCGUACCAACCGAACCUUUCUCAUUCUAUGAUCUCCUCAUCCGAACUAUCAAACCAAACCGAUACUCAUUCUCAACUCAUCAACUCAUCUCAACCAUCAGCAGAUCAGCCAGAACUGUUUGAAAACCUAUCAGUUGAUCAUCACCCCCCUCCACAAGUUCAAAGAAAAUUAACCACGAUUGAGAAUACCCACGAAAAUCAACAGAUCCCCAAUCAAAAACGACCCAUAGAUGAUGUUUACAAUCCCCAACCAAGGAAGGCGUCAGUUCCCAAGAACACUCGGGCCAAGAAACCUAAACAAAACCGUAAAGCUUGCAAAAGUACGGCUCAAGAGGAACUCCAGACUUUUGAGGAACUUUGUGAUCUAGAUGGAAAUCUCCAAAGUGAUUACGUGUUGGAAUUGCAAACCCACAAGUGCACAACGCUCCCGGCCCAUCUGCGCCACUAUCGAUGCUCGCCUUGUGUUGGAAAACAGACCGGACUUAUCUGCUCUUUCAUGUUGAUCAGACAGUGGAUUUGGACGAGAGGCUCACAGAAAAAAAUAGUCGGUGGACCAACAUUUCCAGCUUCUACUACACAGCCAUCUCAACUCAGUUAUCAAGCCCCAAAGUUUCCCACCGAAUUCAACCGCCUGCCAACCUCCCAAGAUCUUGUGGAACUACGCCGAUCGCUUGCGACAAUUCUCCUGCCUGCGGUAGAAAACGAGUUGGCUUGGUUAGAAGACCCUCAAGUCAAAUUUAUUGGGCGUCGAAUCGACCUAGUUACGAAGUGUGAUUACUGUUCAGCUACCUUAUUCGGCGCUGCAUGGCUCUGCUCCCAAUGUGGUGCGGAGGCUUGCACUAGGUGUUUCGAAUUGAUGGCCGAGCAGAUUCAAAUUGGUCAAGAGGUGACCAAAGAUCUACCCCAAAAGAACAUCCACAUACAUUGGCUUCAACGACUAACGACUUGUACGCAGAAAGUCACUCAUGGACCGAGUACCCAUGUCAAAAUUUCACAUAUCACCGAUCGAGAAUUGGACACCCUACGCGGUCAAAUGCUGACUCUAACCUCAGUCGAAUCAAAUCAUACCUUACCCCCUUCGACUUCUCCUCUCGAGGAUCCGGUACCCUAUUCAGUCCCAGCGGACUUGGAACGGUUUUUGUAUCAACCCGAGGGUGAUCACAGUGAAUCGUACAUCAAAAUCGAUGUCAAUGAUCUGGAAGCAGAUCCGAGUAUAUUCGAUCGUCUAUGGUCGGCCGGGCUUAUGAUCUUGGUAACCGGAAUGAGUCAUCGCCUGAGGAAAGACUGGACACCUGAAUAUUUUAUGAAGGAAUAUCCUGAUGCUGAAUGCCAAAUGAUUGAAUCUAACAAUCCUAAAGUCUCGCGUCCGACAACCGUCAAGGAGUUCUUCGACAAAUUUACAAAGGAGUCAUCAGACGACCAAAGUGUCUGGAAGCUCAGAGAUUGGCCUCCGGAGGCUGACUUUCAGAGCCAAUUUCCGGACCUCUUUCACGAUUUUGAACAAGCACUCCCAAUCCCUGAUAUCACUACUCGCUUUGGUAUUCGGAACGUGGCUGGGCAUUUUCCGACAAAUGCAAAUGUGCCUGAUCUGUUGCGUUUUUUUAAUAUGCUUUUUUCAAAGAACCGCUCCUUUCUGCUUGAUCACUGGACGCUCUUCAAUGCUAACGAUACACUAUGUUUAUUGUCCUGCCCUAUUCAUCAUGACUUGUUUAGAGGUCCGAAAAUGUACAUCGCCAUGAAAAACUCGGACCAAGCUGGAUCGUAUGGUUCAACUGUUCUACACAUGGAUGUUGCUGAUGCCGUCAACAUUCAAACCUAUGCGAAGCUGGGUGACAGCGAGGGAUGUGCACUUUGGCAUCUCUAUCAUGCGAAAGAUUCACAAGCUCUACGCGAGUUUCUGUAUCAACAUCAAGCAGAUCUAUACAAAACACCAGUUGAAGAAGUCAAACGCAGACUUGAUGAUCCCAUCCACACAACGCGAAUCUAUAUAAACGCCGAGAUGAGGAAGACUCUGAGAGAAAAAUACGGGGUGAAAGGAUGGGAAGUCAAGCAAAAACCUGGCGAAGCUGUCUUUAUUCCUGCGUACACUGCACAUCAAGUAUGUAACUUGGCCAAUUGUAUUAAAGUAGCUGGUAAAGACCCAAUUAUUCUCGCUCGCCGAAGGAGAUACUCAAAAGCUGAUGCAACUCUUCGUAUUGAUUUCCUCCGCAGCCGAUUUCGUUUCUCCGCAUUCGAUUGA
Molecule: messenger RNA, 2601 nt
Organism: Puccinia graminis f. sp. tritici CRL 75-36-700-3
Lineage: Eukaryota; Fungi; Basidiomycota; Pucciniomycetes; Pucciniales; Pucciniaceae
Exons: 9
Coding region: 49-2601 (850 amino acids)
Biological process (GO): regulation of transcription by RNA polymerase II
Cellular component (GO): histone deacetylase complex; chromatin
Molecular function (GO): chromatin DNA binding; histone H3K9 demethylase activity; transcription coregulator activity
Source: RefSeq, a predicted model, not a curated record